Molecule: messenger RNA, 6739 nt
Organism: Linum trigynum
Lineage: Eukaryota; Viridiplantae; Streptophyta; Magnoliopsida; Malpighiales; Linaceae
Source: the annotation of a GenBank genome assembly
CCAUUAACACGAUGGGAAAGGUUGAACCACACUGACCUAAGAUUGUGGAGGGUAAUUUUGCUUUGACUUGUUUUAUCUGACAUAUUUUUGGUGGGUAACCAUCCAUAAGUGGGCAAGACAAGUAUGAGUAUUCUAACUAAAAUAUGAUGUAAUAAAAGUAAUUUGAUGUACACCGAUGAAGUUAGACGGUAUGAAACGGUUGAAUCCUGAUUAAACCACGAUUUCAACAUAAAAUAUCCUAUCGUUGAAUUUUUUGAAACGGUAUAAUAUUUCAAUCCUUAAAAAAAGACUUGCUAAAAAAGUUAUAAUUUAAUAUAUAUAUAUUUGAAUGAUGGAUCAGUGGGCUAAUUAAAUCCCCAUAUUGGAAUGGCCGUGUCGUCUCAGUGGGCCAACUUUGGCCAUUUUAAUUGGGCUUAACCGACUUAAAGCUCCCAUAUAAACGCGUUUCUUGGAAGCGUCAUUCGGUGAGAAAAGGAUGCACGUGUCCAGCUGGCAGGUCAGGUCAGCAAAAAGUGUAACUCGUCCACCACGUGGCAAAUAAACGCGUACACGCUUAGCGGCCACGCCAUAACCGACUUCGACCUCCUUUUGCAUCUAUAAUAGCUAACAGGACAUCGCAUUUCCGCUAUUGUUGCCGCUGCCGCCGAUAAACUUCCAUGGGGAUCCCCAAGAACGAGGAUCACCGUAAAUUAGGUAAACAAUCUCGGCUUGGUUCUUCCUUUUAGGGUUUCCAUGAAGCUUGAGAUUGGAGAAGCAUUUCAUCGUCUCUAUUUGUUGUUUAUUCCCGUCGACUUCAAGAAUCUUCGCCUCGUUCAAGUAAAAGGGGGAAAAAUCUCUUCCCUUCUUGUUUUCUGUUCGUCCCGGUUGCCCUAAAUCGUCGCUGUGUAUCCCUCACAGACUAUUGUGACUCGCUAAGUUGUUGCUGGUGUUCCUCGAUGAUUCUGAGAUGAUAAACAACAUAAUUUCUCGGUGAAGUUGUUACUCCGAUGACGAACGACAGAUGAUAAUUUAUGAUGUCGUGGCUUCUCCGGUUGAGGUAUGUUCUUGUAUUUACCACUUUCCAUUGGUUGCUCAUAAGAGGGAGUGAAUUGAAGUGAUUUUCGAGAGCACUCUGACCGUUGAAAAAAUUGCCAGGAUAAGCUAAUUAGUGGAUGAAUAGCAUGAUUAAUGGUUUUCCCUGUUGCUUCAUUUACAGUAAAGCUCUGUUGCUAUAUUGUCUGGAUACCUAAAGCUUUCUAGCUGAUUAUAAAAGCAUGUUGGGAUUCUUUCAAAUUGUUGCUUCUGUUGAGAACUAAAGUGAGACAAAAUUGACUAUUUUAAUUGAGCCCUUUUGCAAUCAGUUGAAAGAAGAAACGUUUUUCCAUAUCUUGCUCCUGCUUCUGGUCUCUAGACUGAAGUACGAUUUAUAACGUGUUGGUCCGACUGUUCUGUAUAGCACAUGCAUACAAAGAGAAAGGAGGUAAUCUAAGACAUUGUUGCUGCUUUUGUAAUUCUGUAAAAACUGUUGCGAUGAGGUCAUAGGAGUUAGUCAAGCUCUUUUGAUAGUCCCAGUUCCCUUCUACCCCUAUAUCAGUUUGUCCCUCUAAGGUGUAUGCCAAUGGGGUCCUAGAAGAGAGCUUUUUCCGAGUUGCUCUUCUGCCCCACAUUCUAUGGGGUACUAUUCGAUGGGAUUUAAUCCUUCUGCUCUUUUUGUUAUCUUGUUGGUUGUUCCGGGAUAUAUUCUAAUGGGGUCCUAGAAGGAAACUAUGACUAGUUAAGUUGCCCUUCUGCUCUAUUAGUUAUUUUGGUGGAAAUUCCGUGGUAUAUGCUAAUGGGGUCCUAGAAGGGAACUAUGACUAUUCUAGUUGCCCUUCUGCUCUAUUAGCUACUUUUGGUGGAUAUUCCGUGGUAUAUGCUAAUAGGGUCCUAGAAGGGAACUAUGACUAGUCUAGUUGCUCUUCUGCUCUAUUUGUUACUUUUUGGUAGUUACUUUGUGGGAUAUGCAACAGGGGUCCUAGAAUAUGCCUAAGAGGAUUACCCUUCUGCUAUGUUUUCGGUCCCUAAAAGGAAAUCGACCCUAGUCCAGUAAUUUUACCCAAAUGGGAUAACCAUCUGGUUGUAUGUCCCGAGAAUAUAUGGAUGGAAACUUGGUCUUGAUACCUAUUUGUCCCAAUUGUCAGUUGGUGCCUCGUGGUUUGGUUAAGGAUAUGAUGUUAAGUGGCAGGGUCCUAGAAGGGGAUACUUUUGGAUUGCCCUUCUGCCCACCUGAACAUAUCAAUUUACAUUUACAAUGGAAUCCAAGAAGAGAACAUGAUUAGACUUGCUUUUGAUUUGUGCUGCAGUGGAGUGAAAAAAUGUAGGAUGAAACCUCUGUGAAUCAAUUGGGAUUUAGUAUUUUACUUGCUUCGAAAGAGAUUAAAUCCAAUGGGUGGUUGAGGGUCGUGUUGCUGUUAAUUGUUUGCGAGCUUUAGAAUUGUUGGUUAUUGAGCUUGGUUCACUGAAUUAUAUUCCUUGGAGAUCAUUAAAAUCUCUCAAGUGUUGUGGGUAAAAUGUUUCCUUCUUUGGUGGAUGGUAGUUAGCAUGGUUUUCAUUGGUUCUGUCCUGUAUAACCAAUUUCGGUGUCCCUAUAUCCAGUAUCACUGUGUUUAGCUUGGUAAUUAGCUGUAUAUUAAAGAAUCCGAGUGCUGAAUCAAUUCAUUGACGGAAUAACAGUGGAUUGGACUGUUGGGAGUAGUAUGGACUUCAUAGAUGCAAAUGGAUAUCGUGUGGAUUCCGUUGGCAGUUCAAGCAAGGCUGCCGAUGAGAAUUUCCAUCUGUCUAGCUCUCUUUUCAUCUCGUAGGCUUUCUUGAUCUACUGCAAUAUUUUUUCUCUAUUGGUUUCGUCUGGGGAUGGGUUGUUGAUUUUGAGGCUUCUCAUGAUAAGUAGCCUAUUCUACUUGCAAGUAACAAAGGUGCUGGGUUGGAAGAGGUUGCACUAGAGUGGAGUGUUCUUAAGCAUUGUUGUGUCUCCAGUGCAAGUAAAACUCUCACGAAACAAGAAACAAAGUUUUUUCUGGAAAACAAUCCUGAUAAGACCAAUGUGCUUGUUCGAUGUGCGGACUUCUUACAUUGGCAAAUCUUGGGAGGGAAGGACUCAUAAUUCUGCUCCAUUUACGGCCAAACCCAGCAGCUACUUAUAAUAUGCUUAUUCUAUUGAUGCGAUCUAAGAAAAGAAGGAAGCUGAAGCAGAAGUUUUGUUUUGUGAUUUCUGGCAUUUAUGUGAACCUUAGAUUCAUCUACUUUUAUUUGAUUCAACGAUUGAAAUACCAGAACACAAACAGUUGAAAUACCAUAACAAUAUUGGGGUAGAGUUGAUUGGUUUUAUUCAACAGGUGAACCUUGGGAUAAAUCUGAACAGUACUUGAUCCUUGUGUUUCUUCUUUUGUGCAUGUUAUCUGGAAGUUGGAGAGACUCAAUUAAUGUGUGUGGAGGCUAAUCUAUUGGGAAAAUGCAGUGUUUGAUGCUUUUCGGCUUGGUUUGAACUUUGAAGUAAGUUGGGUUGUUGUUGCCCGAGUUGUUGCUUUUCAGGCCCAAGGUGAUUGCAAUUGGAAGGUUAGUACAUAUGGUGCCAGUUUAGUUCCUGCACUACAUAGUGCUCGUUUUGUUCCUGUACUACAUAGAACCUCACUUUCCUCGCCUCCGGUGACGAUUUAAAGAAAAAAGGCUAGUAUCUGUUACCCAUCGGUUCCUGCUCUACAGUGAACCUCACUAUCCUUGCUUCUGAUGAAAAUGUCGGUUUUGGAAAUUUCUCUAACCGAAGAUUUAUUAUUAUUAUUAUAAUGGCGAUAUAUUGAAAAACUGAAAGAAAAAAAAAACAAGGCUUUACAAGCAACGGUGAUCACAAGGAUUGAUCUCAUGAGGCUAAAGGAACAGAGAAAUUUUAUGGAUCUCUCCUUUCCAAGUUCUGAACGGGAAAGUUCGCUACAAUUCUAUGAAUUAGCAAUUAGAUGGCCUACAUUUCAAAUAAUGAUUUGGAGUGUGAUAAAUCAUAUGGAAUGCUUUUGGAGUGUUCAGGAGAAUAUUUAGGUAUGUAUGCGGGUGGGUUUCACAUUCUUGUCUAUUCAAUAUGGCCCCGAACAUUGAGACUUCUUGCCUCCUUUUUUUCACAUCAUUCGAUGAUUACUUAUGGUUGAAGUAUGAACAGGACGAAACUUCUUCAAUUUUGUAAGACAGCAGUGUGGCAGUGGUGGUGUGUGGGCAAUUCAGUAAUUGCAGUUCUGCCACCCCGUCAUUACCGCUUCCAUUCUUUGGUUCCGGUUUUAUUGUUCUCUAUUGACCCUUCUAUUAUAGUCGUAGGAGGCAGCCGUGAUUCUUGAUCUGUGGCUUUUAUGGAGUAUUAUAGCUGAAUUGAAUACAACUUAAUUUAAUACGAUGCUUCAGGUGGUACCCUUUUUGGAUGUGUUAUGUUUAUUUCCACUCCCAUUGAGAAGUGUUGUGGAAUCUCGUCAUGUUAUCAUCUUAGUCCUUAGACGACAGAUGAGCAGGAGUGGUUUUGAAAGCAAGAUGGCCACGUGGGGUUCAAGACCAAGCUGGGUGGAGUUGCAUCUUCAUGCUGUGAUUGCCUCUAUAUGAUGAUGUCGUGAAUCUUUUCCUGUGUAUUACUUAUGCUCUUAUGAAGUCUCUGAAAUCGUUUUUACUUGAGGAUCAAGCAAGUUGAGAAAGAUCAAAGAUGGUGGUAUGAUGGCUGUAGUUCUUGCAAGUCUCAGCCAUUUUGUGUGAGCUUCUGUAGCUCGAGCUUAAGCCCUACCUUCUGUUUGUGAGUCCUUGUAUUCAUAUGAGCUCAAUUUGGUUGCCUUCUUACUUCCAUCAGACGAUCUUGGUUCUUCUGAAGGAGCUAUGUUUGUUGGAUUCUCUUCUCAAGUGGAUUUCCUAUUAUGCCAGGCCGUCCUAAAUUUCGUCCUAUUAUGUCAUGAUUAUAGGCUUAUUCUAUUUGUUAAUUUUAGCCCAAGCCCCGUCAACUAGAAUUUCUUAUUGAGCCUUCUUUUAAAUUGUUUGACCAGGUCAACGGUGAGCUGACGUAUCUUUUGACUCAUGUCCAGCUAGCUAAUGGAAAAGGGCAAACAUCGUAAGUGUCUUUAUGUUCAUGAAGUUCAUAAGCACAUGAGUUCCUUGGUUGCAAGUAUUCAUGGUCUGUCGAGGGAACGGUGAUUAAUCAAUUUUCGAUGGGGUUAGAGUUGGUUUCGUUUUCUUUUCAUUUGUCCUUUAUGGGAGGGUUUGUCUGAGGUAGGAGGGACCUGAAGCUAAUACCUGACGUUGAACAUCCUAAUGUUGUUCAGAGGCUGGGUGAACUCGAUAAUGGGUUCCGUUCGAUUCUGGAAAAAGUGAGAUGUGUGGUUUUAGCCUUGAUUAAGUCUAAAGCAAGAAGCCUAUAAAUUCCUCUCAUAUCUCAUUUACAUUUUGGUAUUUGUUUUUGUGGCAUAGAGACUUAGUGCUCAUCUUCUAUGAUGGUUUCUUCAAGAUAAACGACUGACCUGAAGAAAUCAGAGUGGUUUAUUGCAUCGGGUGGGUGCUAGAAUGGUGUUCAUUGUUCAAUUCUGGACCUUUGGUUGAAUGAGGAUUCAAUGGCAAGUUUCGUUAUGUAAGUCCGGAUUCAUGAUUAUUCGGAAUCCCUUGCUGUCAGUUCAUCGGAGUUGUUCUAGGAAGUCCGCUCGGUUGUGGCUGCCCUAAAGUCAUAUGUCAUUUGCUUUGGAAGGUAAAAAUGGGAGGCUGUGGAUGUAAUAUUGCUCUUCUUGUUUGCCUUUGCUCCACUUUUCAGUUUCUCUUGGGUACUAGACUUGUCUUGCUUAACUAUAAUGACACAAAAAUGAAUCAGAUGAAUAAGUGGUGCAAUCUUGAUUAUGCUCCUCGACUUCGAGGAAUUAACAUAUGCAUUGGGUGUGAUGCUGCUCUUGUUUGGCCAUAGUUGUGCAUCUGUCAAGGUGUAUGUGGACUCUUUCCAUUUCGUGGUUGAAUUAUAAGAGGUGGAAUAGGUAUGUCCUGUAGCGAUUUUUUUCAAAUGUGAUUUACCAUGUUAACUGCUUUUGUAGUGUCCACAGUACUGAGAAUUAGGUGCUAUUAUUCUUUGUAAAUUUGAUAAUGAAGUUCAGCCACUUUGCACAAAUCUUGUUUACGAACACCGCGUGUGACAACGUCUUCUUGAUAUGGUUUUCCAAAUGUGAAUGCUUAAUCUGUUACAAAAAAAAAAAAAAAAAAAAAAAAAAAAACUCUGCUUCAGAAGGGAAAUCUGGAAUGUGGAGUGGAACUUGAUCCUGGUGCUUCUACAUGAUAUAGUUCGUAUAGUUUUUUGGCCUCACAUUGUGUUUACCGUGCGGAUGAUGCUUCUGAACCUUUUAUUUUCAGGAUUUUCCUUAACUCAGACUGUCUGGAGGUAGGAAGAUGCCUCAUUGAUCGUGAUAGAUGUCGGAUUAAACUAGCUAAGCAUGUUGAUUGUAAUGAUCUCACGGGUUCUAACUAGAGAUUCUAAGUCCCUUCUGAUUAUUAUUUCAGAUGCCUUGAUCUUGACAGACGUAACAAAUGCAAAUCUUGUUGGCCUUUGCCCCACCAAUUUAUUUUCUGUCCUAGAUGAGGGUCAUCCUAGUCCAUAGUUGUUGAUCUGUUAAGUUCUUCAGAACUCUUGAAGUCAGCAUUUGAAUAUGGAACCUAAGGGCCACCAUGCUUAAUCCUUGUGUUUCUUUUUCAGAUUAGUAUAGAGUUGUCAGUGAAAUAAUUUUGGUACAAUUGG